GGUGGGAUUCCCUGCAGCAUUGCACCCUUUAUAGUCCAUUGUUAGAGGGUAAAAGGAGAGCACACUGAAGGGAGAAGGGACAGCCUGCAAAGUGUAACCUGAGCUGUGAGAGAGGGGAGAGAGAGCUAUCUUCACCCAGGGAGAAUCACAAACCCACAGCUACAGGGCUCUGCACCCAUUACACAUGCCCAGUGCUUGGAGGCUUGGGGUCAUUCACUGCAUGGACUAGUGCAAGAGGCUGAUCCAACCCUCUUUUUUCUUUUUGGAUGAUAAACUGCAUAUUUUUUUGUCCCAUCACCUUUUAAGAACAGCACCCAAGGGUGGCAUUCAUGCUGGAAAUCACGUUUCCCAGUCGCCUGAUGGAUUGGUGUUGCCCACUGGAUUAAUAUUUUGGGGAGAUUGUCUGGCACAGGAGCAUGCUAUUCAGAGCCUGAAGAAGCCCUGUUUGAGUUUUUGGAGGGAUCUUUGAGACUUGGAUUAUCAGUGAUUUCGAACGUUCACACCAUACUGGACGUUCCAAUGAAUGGAGAGACAGCUCAGCCUGGGAACUGAGCCCCGAAAUCACUAGUGUAAACACCAUUUACCCGAACCCAUUUGAUUCCUAUUUGAUUGAACUAUGGCGAUCUCUCCCAGGAGCCUCUUGUUUUUCCUGCUUCUUGUCAAAUUGGCCUUAAGUAUGCCUACAAUUCCGGGGGACCAGGCUAAUUGGAAAGAAGAUUCUCAGAAUUCUCCAUCUGAGCUGGAGGAACACCUUCUUCUGGACCCAGGCAAUGCACUGCGUCUGUUCUGCGAUACCAACCAGAGCAACAGCGUUAACUGGUAUCGUGAGCAUGAAAGGUUACUCUCCGGAGGAAGAAUUAGGAUGGUUGGCACUAUUCUGGAGGUUUCGGAUGUAACAUAUGAAGAUUCAGGACUUUAUCUCUGUGUGGUCCGGGGAACUGGCCAAAUUCUACGAAAGUUCUCUAUAUCUGUUGUUGAUUCAUUGGCUUCAGGAGAUGAUGAUGAUGAUGAGGAUGGCCGUAGAGAUGAUUCAGAGGGUGACUUAAAUGAAGAACCUGUAAAUUUUUUCCAAGUUCCUUACUGGACCCAGCCCCAACGCAUGGACAAGAAGCUGCAUGCUGUACCUGCUGGGAACACAGUAAAAUUUCGCUGUCCUGCUGCUGGGAGUCCAAUUCCUACUAUCCGAUGGUCAAAAAACGGUCGUGAAUUCAGAGGAGAGCACAGAAUUGGAGGGAUCCAACUGCGGCAUCAGCAUUGGAGUCUCGUCAUGGAGAGCGUGGUACCAUCUGACCGUGGGAACUACACCUGUGUGGUAGAGAAUAGAAUGGGCAGCAUUAGCUACACCUAUUUAUUAGAUGUACUUGAAAGGUCAUCUCACCGACCGAUAUUGCAGGCUGGACUACCAGCUAACACCACAGUUCGUGUAGGCAGUAAUGUUGACUUCUACUGCAAGGUGUACAGUGACGCCCAACCACAUAUCCAGUGGCUCAAGCAUAUUGAAAUUAAUGGAAGCCGUUUUGGGCCUGAUGACGCACCUUAUGUGCAAGUUCUGAAGACUGCGGAUAUUAACACUUCAGAGGUAGAAGUGUUGCAACUGCGCAAUGUCUCUACGGAAGAUGCAGGAGAGUACACCUGCUUGGCAGGAAAUUCAAUUGGACUGUCUUAUCAGUCUGCCUGGCUGACCGUACUACCAGAGGAAGCUUUCUUGGAGGAGGCUGAGCCUGCAGAGUCUAGAUACAUGGACAUCAUUAUAUACACCUCUGGAUUUCUGGCUGUGGCAAUGGCCGUCGUUAUUGUGAUUUUGUGCCGCAUGCAAACGACACACAAUAAACAGCCACCUACUAUCCACAAAUUGUCAAAGUUCCCCUUAAUGAGACAGUUCUCACUGGAAUCCAGCUCCUCUGGAAAGUCUAGUGCCCCUCUCAUCCGAAUUACCCGACUCUCUUCAAGCUGUGCCCCAAUGCUCCCAGGUGUCAUGGAAGUUGAGCUACCCCUGGAUCCCAAAUGGGAAUUCCCCCGAGACAGGCUAGUUCUUGGAAAACCCCUUGGUGAAGGCUGCUUCGGACAAGUAGUGAGAGCAGAGGCAUAUGGGAUUGACAGAGAUCGACCCGAUAAGCCGGUUACUGUUGCAGUAAAGAUGCUCAAGGAUAACGGUACCGACAAGGACCUAUCAGAUCUCGUCUCUGAAAUGGAAUUAAUGAAGCUGAUUGGAAAACACAAGAAUAUAAUCAACCUACUCGGUGUUUGCACACAGGAAGGGCCAGUCUUUGUUGUUGUUGAAUAUGCUUCCAAAGGAAACCUGCGAGAAUUUCUGCGCGCACGCCGUCCUCCCACACCAGAAGAUGCCUUCGAUGUCACCAAAGUGCCUGAUGAGCUGCUGUCCUUUAAAGAUCUUGUGUCUUGUGCCUACCAAAUUGCCCGUGGCAUGGAGUAUCUCGAAUCCAAGAAGUGCAUACACCGGGAUUUAGCAGCUAGAAAUGUCCUCGUGGCUGAGGAUAACGUGAUCAAGAUUGCAGACUUUGGGCUGGCUCGAGGAGUGCAUGACCUGGAUUACUACAAGAAGACAAGCAACGGUCGUUUGCCUGUAAAAUGGAUGGCCCCAGAAGCACUGUUUGAUAGGGUCUACACGCACCAGAGUGAUAUCUGGUCAUUCGGUAUUUUAACAUGGGAGAUAUUCACUCUUGGAGGCUCUCCAUAUCCCGGAAUUCCCGUGGAAGAGUUAUUUAAACUCCUUAGAGAAGGUCAUCGAAUGGACAAACCAUCCAACUGCACACAUGAGCUGUACAUGCUGAUGAGAGAGUGCUGGCAUGCCGUUCCAUCCCAGAGACCCACCUUUAAACAACUGGUGGAACAUCUGGACAGGAUUCUGGUAGCUGUGUCAGAGGAGUACCUGGAUUUAUCUAUGCCUUUUGAACAGUAUUCUCCAGCCUGUGAAGACACCGCAAGCACAUGCUCCUCUUCAGAUGACUCCGUGUUUUCCCACGAUCCUGUGCCAACACCUCCGUGUGUCUUCAAUUACCACAAUGUUCCCGCUCUAUCUGUUCAAAUGGGGACAUGAGACCAAAGACUGCAUGGGUACCCUAAUGGGGAGGGCAUAUGGACAUUUUGAUACUUUUAAUAUUCCUCCACUUAGUAGGAACCUAAUUUAUUGAAACAACAUAACCCGUGUCUGGUUUACUAGACUGCGGGGUGAAAUAAAAUCUGUGCUGGUUUUCUGUCUUGCUGAGGAGAAACUUGAAAUGUCUCAAUCCCACCAGCGUACAGGAUGCAAAGCACUUGGAGCCUCCCGACUGGCUCUGUUUAUGAUCACAGAGGUCAUGUCUGCCACCAACUAUGAGAGGGAACAUAUUGCCUUAUUCUGAAAUCCCAUUCUAUGGAUUUGAUGGACUGCGGCUGGUGGUGAUACAAUCCCCAGACCCCUCUCAAAAGUCAUACAAAAGAACAGUAAUGCACUGUGAUGCCACCAGCCUAUAUAACAGAGAAAUAGACCUUCCGGUUAAAGGAAUUCUUGCGAUCUCAACUUUUGUAAUUCAUGGUCUUACAAUUGACCAUAAAGUGCCUGGAGUUUGUAUUAAUGCUUGUAUAUAUUUUCUAAAAAAAAAAAAUAGAUAUUUAUGUACUUUUCAGAUACAUAGGUCAUUUAAACAUUUAUUUUAAUGGUGAAAGAGAGGAUUCAUUUCUAAAGAAUUUUAGCCUCUUUGAAUUGGUUACUCUUCUUCCGUCAGUCAAAUAAUUUAUCCUUGUUUUUUGUUUUGUUUUUUAUUUUGUUUAUGUUACGGUACAUUGGACUCAGAACCUUUUACAAUCAAUCUGUUGUAAAAUGCUUUUAUACACUAUAGAUAUAUUUAAAACAGAAUAAUGUUGCUAUUUUGCAAUUUACCAAAUGUUUUCAUAUGUCAUUUUGAU
Pelobates fuscus (common spadefoot toad) is the source of this 3906-nucleotide messenger RNA. RefSeq names its product fibroblast growth factor receptor 4 (gene FGFR4). Gene Ontology annotation, biological process: positive regulation of kinase activity; protein phosphorylation; regulation of bile acid biosynthetic process. Gene Ontology annotation, molecular function: fibroblast growth factor binding; ATP binding; fibroblast growth factor receptor activity. Gene Ontology annotation, cellular component: signaling receptor complex; plasma membrane. The coding region runs from base 617 to 3058 and encodes 813 amino acids. The record is from RefSeq and is a predicted model, not a curated record. The transcript has 18 exons. Lineage: Eukaryota; Metazoa; Chordata; Amphibia; Anura; Pelobatidae.